AUGGACCUAGUGAACGAUCCACUUCAUCUUAAAGCUUAUGGCACAAAAAAUGACUACUCUUAAAAGCAAGUGCAUUACCCUCAAAACAAAGAUGGGGUUGUUGAUGAGUGGAAAGCUCUGAUAGAUUAAAGACUGCGCAAACAUGAAUAUGAUCAGAAAAUAAUGGCAGGCGUUAAGAAAGUAGAAUAAAAUUCUUAUAAAAAUGAGCUUGAUGUUUUGAAGAGCACUCACGAUCAAUAAAAAUAUAUUGAGAGGAUAGGCAAGCAGCAUGAACUUAAUGACAACCAGGAAAGAAUGAAAGUUCUCCAGGAGUACAAUCAGCUCAAGAAAAAUGAAGAUAAUGAGUUAAAAAACUACCUCUCAUCAACCAAUAAAUAAAUACUUUAGGAUUCAAACCAAAGAAAGCAUGAUGAAGUGACUAAGAAUCUUUAUGACGAUUUGGAGCGAUUGAAGAGGCUAAAAAUCUCUAAUGAGGAAGAAUAGAUAAGAAAGCAGAUGGAAAAGCAGGAAUAUAUUGAGACCUAGAAUAAGUUCAUUGAGUAUAGAAAUAAACUGAAAGAGAAUGAGAAGUUAGAUAUUAAACAAAAGCAUGUAGAAUACAUCAGAUAAUGCGAAGAAAACGGAAGACUUUAGGAUUAAAAAGAUAAAAUGUACAAGUAGUUCUUUGCAAACUUUGAAAGCAAUCUUAAUUAAAGAGCAAAAAUGUACUUAGAUAAAAUUCUAGAAGAGGAGAUAAAAAAGGACAUGAUGAUGAGGAAUUGGGAAUCAAAUGGAAAUGAUCCGGUAUUCAGACAAAUGAGUGAGGAAAGAAUCAGAUAAGAGGUGGAAAAUAGACUAAAGGAUGCAUCAGAGAUAAAAGAAUUCAAUAAAUUCAUGAUAGAACAACAUGGAAGGGACAAAGAACGCUAACAUGAGAUAUAAAAAAUAGAGCUAGAAGUCAGGAAGAGAAAAGAAGAGGAUAUGAAAAUCGAUGAUGAGAGAAAGAGACAAGAGGAUAAGUAGAAUCAAAAGAUGUAUGGAAACACGCUGAGUUUUCAAAAUGAUAUUCAUAGAAAGCUAAAGAACAACUAUGGUAGUAUGACUGAAUAAGAAAAGAAGAUGAACAAGUUAGACCUGAAAUCCUAUAAACAAGGAGAAAACACUCUCCACUCAAUGAUUCCAGGUAUCAGUAAUAUUCAAUCAGUUGGCUCUUCCCCACUAAUGAGGAAAGGCGUAAAUCUUUAAUUGUCUUCGCCAAUAACUGUUUCAACUGCCUCUGGAGGUACAAUGAAUAUCCUAAGUUAGUCUGUUUAAGGUAGCUAAACAAUGGGAGAGCUGUUGAAUUAAAGCAUCAGCAGUGCAAGAGGGCUUACCAGUAAUGCUCUUAAUAGAAAUGCAUCAUCAGGGGCUAUUUUAAACAUGAGCUAAAAAAUGAGUUUAUAUGAUAAGCAUCCUGUUGUUGAGUCAAUGCUUAAUAAAAGAGUAAAUAAUCAUAUUGAUGCUGAUCUUGAAGAAAUGAGGAGAAGCUUUGAGCAAAAGAAACAAAUAACUGUCGGCUAUUACAACCCAAUCACUAAUCCUGUCCCUAAUUAUUCAUCAAAUCCUUACAUUGCCAGAGAAAGAACUAAAGCCCAUUAUAUGAUGAAUUCUUAAUCAAAACCAUUGCUGGCUUUGGCUGGAAAUAAUAUUCUUAUGUGA
Molecule: messenger RNA, 1677 nt
Organism: Stylonychia lemnae
Lineage: Eukaryota; Ciliophora; Spirotrichea; Sporadotrichida; Oxytrichidae
Source: the annotation of a GenBank genome assembly